GUUUACACCAAAAAACAUAUGAUUUGUUUGUAAAGUGUUUUUCAUAACACAAAACACCGCAAACUCUGGCCUCAAAUGGCAUACAAUCACCGCAUUUGAGACCAAUUAACCACUAAAUGGCAAACCUAUCGCUCACGAGGCCGUGUCUACGGCUGUGGACACUAUCAUCACCGCAUCGGCACCGAUGGCAACGGCCGACGACUAUCACCGCAUUUAACCGGCAUUUGUUUGGCAAGAGUUGGUUCAAAGUCGGCAAACCUCCCGGCGUUUACAUCCUAUUCCCGGACGUGCCGUCGGAUACGGCCGAAAACAACGAGUUGCUGUCACUGCCCACCGAAGGCCGGCCGAUACGGUUCGCCAAACUGUCGCCCGAAAAGUGUGUGAAAGCCGUGGCGAAGAUGUCCAUCGAGUUUGACUCGUGUCUCGACAAACUGGAGCAACAGUUGGAUCAAAACAAAAUGAGCCAAAGUUUUGACGAAGUGAUGGCACAGAUUGAGCAACGAUUGGUUCCCUUAGACUACGGUCUGUGCACUCUUCGGCUGUUGCGAAACGUCGACAAAAAUCGCUACGAUUUUCGGCAUUUCGACCAAUUCUUUAACCGCAUAUCAAUGGCAAAAGUGCGGCGCUUUCAGAGUCAACCCAUAUAUUUCUUUAUGCGUGAAAUCCAGUCUAAUAGGGAUCAGUUGACGGGCGCGCAGAAGCGUGUGGUCGACAAAUACCUAUUGGAGGCCAAACUGUUUGGCUCCACUCUAUCGGCCGCCGAAUUGUCGGCUUUGAAUCAAAUACACAAAGACUUGGCCGAAGAGAGGGGCAAAUUUAACCAUAAUUUAAUGGAAGCCACGCGACGUUUCACGCAUACUGUCGACGAUCCGGCGCUUCUGGCCGUAUUGCCCGACGAAUUGAUCGCAUCCAUUGGCAGUCACAGCAACGCCACCGUCACUCUGCACUCCUCUGUAUUCGACCCAUUCAUGGAGUACUGUCCGGACCGGGCGUUGCGAUACAACCUGUGGUGUGCGUACAACUCGAGGGCCGCGCCGGGCAAUGACCGCAAGAUCAGCAACAGUAUCAUCAUUGAGAACAUACGCUUCCAUCGCAAACAACAGGCAAAAGUGCUCGGCUUUGAGAACUACAUUGACCUCUCGAUGGAGACCAAAAUGGCCCACAAUUUGGAUAACGUCCGCACUUUUAUAUCGACUCUUCACACGAAGUCGAAGCCCGCCUUCGACGCCAACCUUAAAGAGUUGACUGAUUUCGCGCGUGAAAGCGGUUCCCACGAGGGAGAGAAGCUCGAGCUCUGGGAUCUGCCGUAUUGGCAGCGGAAGCUCCUGAAAGUGAAGUACUCGAUAGAGGACUCGGCCGUCAAACAGUACUUCCCGCUGAAUGCCGUACUCGACGGUAUGUUUGGUUUGGCCGAACGCCUCUUCGACAUUAAGAUUGAACGGGUAAUGAAAGUCGACGCCUGGCAUAAAGACGUCCAACUGUUUCGUAUAAUGUCGACCAAUACCGGAGCAAUUGUCGGCUCGUUUUAUUUCGACCCCUAUUGUCGACUCAACCAUAAGACCAGUACCUCUUACAACGAGUUGGCGCUCAAUCAAUACAAUUUGUUGUCCACUAAAUCCGUCUCUUAUUUAAUCACCAAUUUUGCCGAACCAGUAAUCGAUGGCCAGUCGACACAGUUAUCGUUUAGUCAAAUCAUAUCCCGACACGUGGCCAACGGGUCACCGCUUCCCGAAUCGGAAUUUGAUAAAAUACGCAGAGCUCACUAUCACUUUGCGUCGUUUGACUUAAAGCAUGAAAUAUACCGAAUGGCUCUCGACUUAGCGCUGUAUUCAAGCGGAAACUUCUGGAGUGAUAUUCGGGAUCAGGUGUGGGACGAAUAUAUGACUCCAUUU
This is a messenger RNA of Medioppia subpectinata, 1892 nucleotides long. The record is from the annotation of a GenBank genome assembly. Lineage: Eukaryota; Metazoa; Arthropoda; Arachnida; Sarcoptiformes; Oppiidae.